UCGAGCCCCCCCUCUCCUCCGCUCACCUUAAAACCACCGUGCAUCACCAUGGCGAGUUGCUCCUUCGCUGGCGACCGAGCACUAAGGAGACUGAGAGCUGCAGCAGCAGCAGCGUCAGCAGCUCUAGCAGCAGUGGCGACCACCCCGCUUCUUUCCUCGGGAACCCCGACCGCACUCAUUGGGACCGGGUCGUCCUGUCCGGGAGCCAUGUGGCUCUCCACGGCCACUGGCUCCCGGUCAGACUCUGAGUCCGAAGAGGAAGACCUCCCCGUCGGGGAUGAAGUCUGCAAACGCGGCUACCUGAGGAAGCAGAAGCAUGGGCACAGGCGUUACUUCGUGCUCAAACUCGAGACCGAAGACGCCCCGGCUCGGCUGGAAUACUAUGAAAAUGCCAGGAAGUUCCGGCACAGUGUCCGCGCAGCGGCGGCUGCGGCAGCGGCUGCCGCCUCGGGUGCUGCGGUCCCCGCGCUCAUCCCACCGAGGCGCGUGAUCAUCCUGUACCAGUGCUUCUCCGUGAGCCAACGAGCUGAUGCCAGGUACCGACACCUUAUUGCCCUUUUCACCCAGGACGAGUACUUCGCGAUGGUGGCCGAGAACGAGUCGGAACAAGAAAGCUGGUACUUGCUCCUCAGCCGCCUCAUCCUCGAGAGCAAGCGCCGCCGCUGCGGCACGCUAGGCGCGCAGCCGGACGGAGAGCCGGCGGCCCUGGCGGCAGCAGCGGCGGCGGAGCCACCCUUCUACAAAGAUGUGUGGCAGGUAGUAAUCAAACCCAGGGGGCUGGGGCACAGAAAAGAGCUGAGCGGCGUGUUCCGGCUGUGUCUUACCGACGAAGAGGUUGUGUUUGUAAGGCUCAAUACUGAAGUGGCCAGUGUGGUCGUCCAGCUCCUGAGUAUUCGUCGCUGUGGGCACUCGGAGCAGUACUUUUUCUUGGAAGUCGGCAGGUCCACGGUCAUCGGUCCAGGGGAGCUGUGGAUGCAGGUAGAUGACUGUGUGGUGGCCCAAAAUAUGCAUGAGCUGUUUUUGGAGAAGAUGAGAGCCUUGUGCGCAGAUGAAUACCGAGCCCGGUGCCGCACCUACAGCAUCAGUGUUGGCGCCCACCUGUUAACCCUGCUGUCCACUAGGAGGCACCUGGGCUUGCUCCCCGUGGAGCCCGGCGGCUGGCUCCGAAGAUCCCGCUUUGAGCAGUUUUGCCACCUCAGGGCUAUCGGAGAAAGGGAAGAGGAGAUGCUCCUUAACAGGCGCUUCAUACCCAGGGAGCCUCGGCCUCCCUCCAGGAGAGGAAGGGGGCACGUGCCCAGAGCCCGCAGGGCCAGGAGAGCGCUUUCAGUACCACCCAGCUUUUCCCGCCGCUUAGCACCUAGCCCGCCGGUACGUGUCUCACACCCUGAAGAAGCCUCCAAUGACAGAGCUUGUGAAGCCUCUGGCUCCAACUCUGGCAACUCUGAAGAAAAAGACAAGGAAGGCGAGGAAGGAAACGAAGGUGAUUACAUGCCCAUGAACAACUGGGGCUCAGGAAACGGCCGGGGCUCAGGAGGUGGACAGGGCUCAAGUGGCCAAGGCUCCAGCAGCCAGAGCUCAGGAGGGAACCAGUGCUCAGGUGGCAGGCAGGGUUCUGGAGGUGGCCAGGGCUCAGGAGGCCAGGGCUCAGGAGGCCGGGGUUCAGGAGGUCAGGGUGCUGGAGGAAACCAGUGUUCAGGAAAUGGCCAGGGCACAGCAGGUGGCCAUGGCUCAGGUGGAGGCCAGUGGCCUGGCGGUGGCCAUGGCUCAGGUGGUGGCCGGGCACCUGGAGAUGGUCACGGCUCAGGUGGUGGCAAGAACUCAGGAGGAGGCAAGGGUUCAGGAAGUGGCAAAAACUCCGAUGAUGGUGACCGUGGGAAAUCUGUGAAGAAAAGAUCAUACUUUGGUAAAUUCACUCACAGCAAGCAACAGCAAACGCUGCCUCCACCUCCACCUCCACCCCCGCCAGCCGGAGCAACUGGUGGUAAAAGCAAGUCGGGGGGAAGAUUCCGACUUUAUUUCUGUGCAGACAGAGGAGCCACAAAAGAACGCAAAGAAGCCAAAGAGGUGAGAGAUAGGGAAACCCCAGAAGGAGCAACCCGGGGGUCCCACCGAGCCAGAGCUUACGAUGAAGACGAGGAUGACCCAUAUGUGCCAAUGAGGCCAGGGGUGGCUGCCCCUCUCGCAUGUUCCAGUGACUAUAUGCCAAUGGCUCCUCAAAAUUCCUCUGCUACCAAAAAGCGCCACUCUAGGUCACCAUUCGAAGACUCCAGAGGGUACAUGAUGAUGUUUCCCAGAGUGAGUCCACCACCACCUGCCCCAAGUCCUCCAAAAGCACCGGAUACCAAUAAAGAGGAUGACUCUAAGGACAAUGACAGUGACAGUGACUACAUGUUUAUGGCUCCUGGAGCAGGUGCGAUUCCUAAAAAUCCUCCCAAUCCUCAGGGAGGUUCUUCCUCCAAAAGUUGGAGCUCUUACUUCUCUCUGCCAAGUCCUUUUCAGAGUUCACCCUUGGGACAGAGCGACCAUAGUGAAUAUGUUCCCAUGUUGCCUGGGAAGUACCUGGGGAGGGGUCUAGACAAAGAAGCCUCCUUUAGCCAGGACACCAAAGAUGUGGGGUCAUUCUCAAAACCUGGAGAUAGCGGGUCACCUUCAAAGCCUUCAGAUGAUGAGUCCCCAGUGAACAAGGCUAAGAGACCUAACCGACUUUCUUUUCUUGCAAAAGGAAACAAAAUCAAGCCCAAACCAGUAAAGCCCACACAGGAGCAGAGAGGAGCUGACAGCUCUCGUGACUAUAUCAACAUUGACUUCAUUAAAAGAGAGCGCCCUGUGCCAGCUCCCUCUGCUCAAGGACUGCCAGAUUCUUGGGGCUUAAUUACUGACCCCAGACGCACAGCUUUUUCCGGUUACCUGAAUAUUGAAAUCGGGGUGCCCUUUCCAAAUCCAGCAAUCCGCCUCUCAGAUCUUUUAAGAGUUCUACCAGGUGCCAACUCGAUCUAUCUGGCCGGUGCUAGGUGGCCCUUUCGUCCUUUCCCAGGCAGUGCUACAAGACGUAUUGUGGAAGAGGGUGAAUACAUUGAAGUAAUUUUCAACCCAGCCAUGAGACCAGUCGUGCCUUUUGCUGACAGUGCCAUUCGCUUUGAUGUUCAAACCGGUCAAAUGUAUGUAGUCGACCCAUUUUCUGAGUGCUGUAUGGACAUUUCUCUCUCUCCUGGUCGAUGCUCUGAACCGCCACCUGUAGCUAGGCUGCUGCAGGAGGAAGUGCAGGAGAGAAGACGCCCACAAAGCCGCUCCCAAAGUUUAUUUGCUAACACCCGAGCCGCUGUCUCUGCUUUCCCAACUGACAGCUUGGACAGAGAUUUUCCCGCCGCUUCUGCCGGGGUUGUUGUUCCAGCUGGGGCGCCCAUCUUGGCAGUGAGCCGGGCUUUAGCUGUGGUCUCUGCGCUCGCAGCGGCCCCCGGUUUUGGCGCUAUCUUUGCCGGCUUCCAGGCCACUGUCAGAUUUGACUCCGCCUCUGCUCGCCGGUUCCAACCUGUUGCGAAUGCUCUCGGUGCCCAGGCUGUAAGAGGGGCCCAGGACAUUGCCGCAGGCUGGAAUCCUGAAGCCCUUAACCAAGCUGCCAGAGGUGAGGAACUGGCGGCCCGCGCAGCAGCUCCCCCACCGCCACCUCGCCAGCGACGGGUGCUGAGACCCCCAGAGAGAGCUGACUCUGAGGACAACGACGAAGAUGACGACGAGAUUUACGUGAGAAUGGACUUUGCCAGACGUGACUACAAGAAGUGACCAUUCUCCGCAAAGAGAGAUAUUACAUUGCCACCGAAACCAAACACAGUUUAGAAGAAACAUGACACGGACCUUCAUCUUCAUCUACUCCAGAUCUGCCUAAAAGAAAGAAAAUGUUGAGGCUUCUAAAUAGAAAGCAGUCUCAACUUCUACCAGUCAACUGGACUGUGGCAGCUGAAUGAACCGGCUCAUGGAGUUCAUUCUCACCACUGCCUCCUGGAUCCUGUUGAUUGACUUAAAG
Phodopus roborovskii (desert hamster) is the source of this 4021-nucleotide messenger RNA. RefSeq names its product insulin receptor substrate 4 (gene Irs4). The coding region runs from base 49 to 3780 and encodes 1243 amino acids. Gene Ontology annotation, biological process: insulin receptor signaling pathway. Gene Ontology annotation, cellular component: cytosol; plasma membrane. The record is from RefSeq and is a predicted model, not a curated record. NCBI's taxonomy places the organism in Eukaryota, Metazoa, Chordata, Mammalia, Rodentia, Cricetidae. The transcript has 2 exons. Gene Ontology annotation, molecular function: insulin receptor binding; phosphatidylinositol 3-kinase binding.